Gadus chalcogrammus (walleye pollock) is the source of this 6184-nucleotide messenger RNA. It is a transcript of the gene vegfd, whose product is annotated as vascular endothelial growth factor D. The transcript has 8 exons. Gene Ontology annotation, cellular component: membrane. Gene Ontology annotation, biological process: positive regulation of protein phosphorylation; vascular endothelial growth factor receptor signaling pathway; vascular endothelial growth factor signaling pathway. The coding region runs from base 5 to 1015 and encodes 336 amino acids. The record is from RefSeq and is a predicted model, not a curated record. Gene Ontology annotation, molecular function: vascular endothelial growth factor receptor 3 binding; growth factor activity; chemoattractant activity. Lineage: Eukaryota; Metazoa; Chordata; Actinopteri; Gadiformes; Gadidae.
GAGGAUGAGGACAGGUCCAUGCGUGUGCACGGUGUCCAUCGUCGUGGCGCUGGUGAUGAAGACGAGCUGGAUCACGGCUGGCCGGACCCCGCAGAGAAGAGACAGCGGGGUGCUGAGCCAGGAGCUGUGGGAGAAGGAGGUCCGGUCGGCGGGCAGUCUGGACGAGCUGCUGCGGCUCACCGACUUCCCCGACUGGAUGCUGUGGAAGUGCCGCCUGAGACUGCAGGAGCCCGAGACCCAGCUCCUCGCCUCUUCCUCCUCACCGCCGUCACCUUCAUCAUCAUCGUCGGUAUUUUCAUCAUCUUCAUCGUCGUUGUUAUCCUCAUCAUCACCCUCGUCUUCCUCGUCGGCCGGGUCCCAUCGGUCCACGCGCUACGCCGCCGUGUCCUACAGCCUGGAGAUACUCAAAGCCAUCGACGAGGAGUGGCAGCGGACCCAGUGCAUGCCCAGGGAGACAUGCGUGGACGUGGCCAAGGAGCUCGGGACUGACCCCUCUAUGUUCUUCAAGCCCCCCUGUGUCUCCGUCUACAGGUGUAACGGUUGCUGUAACACUGAGGGCGCCACCUGCAGAAACACAACGGCCACAUACGUCAACAAAACCCUUCUGAGCGUCAUCCCGUUCAAAUUCGGCCCUGAGCCCGUCUUGAUCAAAGUGGCCAAUCACACGGAGUGUAGGUGCAUGGAACCGCCCAUCAUCCGUCGCAACGCCCGCCCCCCAAAGAAGAGAGGGUGCUCCCCCAUGCACCAUUUGGCCGACAGCGAGGACACCAGGAGGGUGUGUGCCACCGGGAUGCUCUGGGACUGCAUGGAGAACCGAUGUGUUCCUUACCCCGCCUCCAUACCUGAGUUCUCUCUGAACGCCUGGCUGCCGGACUGUGAGCUGGACCCGGAGCGAUGCGCCUGUUUGCCCCGGGCGCCUCCGUCCCGCCCGCCGCUGUACCGCUGCCACAUCAACGCCACGGUCUGCUCCGGGCGCCGGAAAACCUACGACCACCGCGCCUGCAGAUGCAAGUGACACAAGUCCAAAUCCAGCGGAGAGACAAUCUGCUCUCUGGAAACCAGAGGCAGAGAGAAAAGAAGAAUAAUUUAUUUACAACCCUAUUUAUGUAAACACAUUAACAAAGUUGAAGACAUCGUUUAUAUUAACUCCCGUGGUGACCAUGUUAAUGGAUUGCAUCGUGUAUACAUUGUGUUCCAAUCAUUGUAUAAAGUUUAGGAUUUUUUACAUGUCUUUUUUUUGCACUGAACCAAAGAAAUGUUUCCAUAAAAUUGUUGAUAUUUUUUAUAAUUUGACCAUGCACUGCUGUAUCUGGGUACCAUUCAGAACAUUCACAACCCUUAUUUUUGGUGUUUAAACCAUAGACUGUAUAACAUGGGCUAUUGUUAAACUACACCGGGCCUUGUUCAAUUGAUCUUCGUCUAGAGGGCCCUAGUAAUAGUUAUUUGAAUACCAAAUCAGUAACAUGAAUGGGGAACUUCGGAAUGUUUCAAACAAAACGACACAUUACAGUAAAUUACGAUUAAUCUCCUAAAAUUCAAAGUGUUUUAAAUAUGUUUAGUGUAUGUAUGUGUGUGUGUAUGUGUGUUUGUGGGUGUGUGGUGUGUGUAGUGUGUGGGGGUUCUGAACGCAAUUAAAAAACGUUUAGGAAUAGUUGCUAUUUCUUUACUACUGGCGGGAUAGUAAAUCUCCCCUUGAUAGAAAACAUCAUUGCCAUAUUAUGAUGCAUUAAAAUUAAUUAAUGUGCACUUUGGUGGUUAAUGUGUGCUGUAUGUGUGGGUUUAUAUUGUAUAGCUGGGCAUUUUCAUUCCACAACAAUGAUUUAUUUAUUGUUGUAAAAUGCAAACGUGAAACAUGAAAUCAUCAUCUUUACCUCACUUCAUCUGACAUCCGUCAUCCUCUGGCCUUGAGUCUGGUAUGAUUCAGAUCUCUAAUGAACAGGGAGGGCAAGUCAUCUCUCAGAGGCUGAACAGCACAAUGGAUGCCUCACUGAGUUCCUUGAAAUUAGAGGUGCAGAAAUAGCCUGGAAUAUCAUCAAGUAUUGUCACUUUAAAAUCAUCUCAGAGGAAAGCUGGACUAUUCAACAUUAUGUUGGACUAACUGAAAUUGAAAUGACAGUAAGAGGCAGAAUCAUCUUGUUAUUGAUGUCAUAAUAUUCUCACACCAAUAAUAAAAUGUAUGGAUUCAAAAAGACCACUUCUAAAAGACAAAAAAACGAUUUUGUUUAAGUGUUUCUUGCAGUAGUUGAUGGAGGAUUAGGCCCAUCAGUUGUACAAGUUCACAUUCAUGAGGUCAUGUUGGAGGAGACAGAGUUAUUUUGAUAGUUAUGUAUGCGCCAGACUGAGAAUAUAGUUCCUUAAGACAACAUGAAUCUGAGUGGCCGAUUGACCUGCUUGCCGGAGGUCCUUAUGUCGUCUUCCAUUUUUGUGCAAUCGGGGUCAGAUGUGAGGUGCUGGAAAUGAAUCCAGGCGCAGUUUGUUAAAAAGCCAUUAGUUUGUAAAUAGGACAGAGUGCAGAGUAGCUUUGGAAUGAAAAAGACGAGGUUAGGUACUUCUUUAUUAGUACUUCUUUAUUAGUGGUAGUGCAUGGUUAAUUCAGAGGUAGUAGGCUACAUCUCAGCAAAUCUCCUAUCUCAUCUAAUAAAUUACAUGUAGUAGAUUCAUAUCAAUACGUCUUGGGGUCAUCCGGCAUAUGACAAAAAAUCAGUCCAAAAACUUUCUUCCAGAUGCAUCUCUUCUUUAAUGGCAUACCUGAUAUAAUAUGAUAUAAAAAAGGAGAGUACUUUUAACAAAAUGAAUAAUUGUUGUAUAUGUCAGUACUCCCUAUUUUGACCUCAAGAUAGUCAAUAUUUUCACUGAGAAAGGCUUGGACAUAGUUUUGAGUCAUCAAAAUUUGUGAUUGAUACUGUUUCAUUAAAAUUAACUUUGAACACAUUUAUAACAUCAUCACAAAGGGUUCAGAUGUGUAGUUCCCGGUAUCCUAUUAUUGUGGCGAUAUGCCUCUGCAGCCAAUAGCAAUAAAAACAUGAAUCAAAAACAGAUUCUGACUGGGAUUUUACCUUGCCUUUAAAAAUCGGUGAAAUCCAUGCAAUGAAUUACCAAUCAGAAAACAUGACUGAAAUAGCAGCAGUGGAAAUACAGAGAAACGCCAUUCGGCCGCAUUAGCCUCAGAGCCUGUUACCGCUGCCAAACAUGGGCCCUUAUCGGCAUGGCAACCGGCUCUCCUUAUUAAACUGUUGACAAUAUCUCCUAGUCGAGAGAACAGGCAGAAUCCUCUCCUUCCCAACCAAACUGAGGAAAUAAUUCGGUUUUCUCGCAAGGCUUCCACGUCAAAUUUCGCGGCGUCUCACCGUUAAAAUGUUAUCCCCCUGACCUGUUUUCGAGAGCGCCAAGUAAAAUCCUUCCUGCGGUCGUUUUUUUGCAAUACAUAGUUAUGUUUUUUGUAUCAUGCCAUAAUAAUAUGACUAUACAACAGAUUAAUUAGUACUUAAACCUGUGCAAAAGUGUGCAAUGUCAGAGUUUUGAUGUUUAGAGGUAAUAAAGGUUUAAGUGUCAGUAGUCGCUGUCGGGACGAUUGAAACACUUGUUUCAAACGCAACAGGAGUCAUGUUAUCUGGUUGACGUGGUAGUUUUUGUUUAAAAUAAAUAAAAGGAUGUUCAACUGUGUAUCCAUAAACAUGACUUAGGACAGGGAAAUAAGUACAUUUAGUGCAAAUUCAGUCGUCCAAAAGAAGAAAGGUGAGUUUUAAUCGAAAUGUGCAUCUUGACAAUUACGCACGGGCCAAAAAUACAUUUUAACUAGAGCUGUCAGUUAAACGCGUUGUUAACGGCGUUAACGCAAACCAAUAUUAACGGCGUUAAAAAUGUUAUCGCGCGAUUAACGCAAUUAUUUUUUCUUUGCCUCAAAAAAAAGAAGCAGUAGACUGACUGCUAUGUUCAAAUGACAUUUGUUCAAAGCAGUCGUUUAAUUGCACUAUAGGCUCUUUUUUUGUAUCGUCCUGUUUUGAUCAGUAUAUGCCAAUGUUGUUAUCAAUAAAAAAUCAUUUGCACAAGGCAAGCCGAUGCACUUCACCAUGUUGAUAAGAGAAUUAAAAUGCGAAGAAUUAUGGGACAAAAAAAUCAAGGGAUAUUUAGCAUAGAAAAAGAAUUUGCGAUUAAUCGCAAAUUCUUGACAACAUACCGGACAACAUAGUACACUACUAUGUUGUCCGGUAUGUUGCAUAAAAACAAGAGUAAGGUCAAUAGUUUAUUUUUAAAAUAUGCUGUUUCAAUCGUCCCGCAUGUGUGUUUCAAACGUCCCGACUAGGCAGGGCGUUUGAAACAGAUGUCAACUCACGUUGGUUGGUGGUUUAAAAACAUAAAGAAGGAUAAUUGACUCACGGACAAUAGUCCUGUAGUGCUAUUGACUAGUAUGACUGAUCAGACGUCGAUCCCCGUACAUCGUCGAUGUCUUGUCACCUUAAAAUACAUAUCUGUGUUAAUACAGCGGACAAUAGUCCUGUAGUGCUAUUGACUAGUAUGACUGAUCAGACUUUGCCGCCUCUCCCUACCCCUAUUUGAGAACCACUGCUCUAAAACAUUCCAGUGUCUCACAGGGCUCUCAGAGCGACGUGUUAAGUAGACGCCUGACAUCUCACAGGACACCGCGCUGGCGAGCCAUCUCCAACGAUAAUUAAACAAAGUGUUCGCCGUGAUUAAAAGCCCGCUCAUCAUCAGCCUCCCUGGCUGUGAGUGUGACUUCUCCCUCCAUCCAACACCAAAUAAGGAGACGGCGAUUAGAACGAAACACUGAUGUAAUGAGAAGGACCUGUUGCAUGUAAACUGUGACGUACAACUGAAACUUGAGGAGCAGAACAACAGGUGACGUUGACUUGUUGUGAGCAGUAUAACCUAAUCUUCCAGAAAACACAAAUAAAGAAAUUAUUUUUUUAUAAUGGGUGAUGGAUAUCACUCUCAUCAAAUCAGGCCUGUUCCUUUUUAAAUGCAGCUCUAUAUGGAUGGAGGAAAAGCAUUUGAUCGGAACAUAAUAACAAUCGUUCCACACCACUCCUUUAUUUGUUCACAUGAAGUAUAUUCAACACCAUUAUCACAGGUGAACCAGGUGAGCAUUUAGCGAUUGACAUACAGCCAUUGACAACAAUGGCAGCAAAGUUAUGAUAUAAGGCCUGUAGGAUGUUCUACAGUAUAAACACAUUCCUGAAACUUCUCCUCAAGUCCACAACACGUAAGGCAAUGAAGAUACCUACAAUAUGCAUACAGUUUUGGUUCAGUUUAGCAGUUACUUCUAAAAAACAGAUUAUAAAUUACAUCAAAUUGUUAGCAUCAUAUAUUAGAACAGUGUUCAUUUGUUCUAUGUACGGACAGAAAUUUAUCUCAACAAUUACAAACCAAGAACACCAACGCACACACCUGAUAUACAUCUACAUAAUAUAACUGAUAGUGAAUGUACACUGGUACAAUGCUAUGGAAGGCCGCUGGGAAUGUGAAAAAUAACAUGUUAGAAGUGUUAACACGUGUCACAGGUUAACACAGCAAGAAUUGACAGGCAUUUUCUGGUUGUGGCCAAUGAGGGACCUUGAAAGGGAUUGUUUGUUCUAAACACGGUAAUAUAUCAUAUGAUCCUCGAGUGUUCGAGUUUCAAAUGAAACAGGGGGUUCACCUACACUUUAACAAACUAAGCGUUGUAUAAAUUCAAUGAAUGAAUAUGAUAAGAAUAAAAUGACCAUUGCUUCAUUUAACACAUUUAAAUUGAAUCGAAUAGAAUUUUGUUUUGGCAGACAUAAACUAGAUAUGAGGUAUGGCGGCUUCUUUAACCAGUUGAUACUGGGUUUAAAGGUGACGUUGUGGGUCAUUAUAACAAAUAACCUAUUCUGUAGUUGAGGCUUCACAUUUACUGAUAUCAAGCACAUCUAUACGAAUGUAUCACACACAGGCGGGUGGCACAAACUCUGCAAACUUUACGCACUAUUACACUAUACACACUUUUCAAGAAAACAAACACACACACACAUCAACAUAAGCGACCUAGCGAAGGCGCUACAUAAAUUCUAGUUAUAAUUAUUAUAAUAACCCCCCACGGUCCUCAGAAGUGUCCUUCCUGGUAAACGGGGGGUCCGUGGUGGCUGGCCAGGGACUGCUGUCGUGUGCUGCGGACCGAGGUCACGUGAACAGACUUCUGCAGGGAGAG